CUACACGUUGACUGCCUGCUGAUUGCUGCAGCUCGGCUCCGACAGCGCGUCGUGGUUCAGUUGCGCGUGGACGCACCACGGAUAUGGACAAGAAUUCCAGCUUUGCCGUUUAAAUGCCGCAAAGUACGUGUUCUUCAGCACAGUGCGCUCGAAAUUGUUUUUCAGCUUCAAAGUGAAAACAACAAAUAUUUUAAUGCGGUGCUAAUAAAAUAGUUAGCUAAUAACGGCACAUUUAACAAACGCAUAUAUAAGGCAAUUGUAGCAUUGUAAAAAAAGGAAAAGGAAAUAAAUGUUACAUAUCCUCGCUUUAAUGCUUUAAAAUAUCGCAUGCGAUAUAUAGAGCUAUAAAGUCACUUGAACAGCAGUAAAAUUAUCAAACGGCGUCAUCACAAGCGCGUCAGCAGCAUGUCAAAGAAGCUCUUCAUACUCGUUCUAACCGUGGCGCUGGUGGUGACAAUAUUUGUUGACAGUGUCAGUAGCUCCGCAGUGUUAAUCUCGGACAAUGCCAUGUCAGUUAUGGUGGAGCUUUCAUCACGGCAUCCAUUUUGUAAAAUGCAUACUGAUCGUGGUGAUAUUCAACGCAUGCUGCUGCAAUCGGAUCCCAGGCGCAUACGACAAGUACCGCGUGAAUCGGUUAUGGAGCUCGAGGAGGUUUGCUUAAAAUCUGGCUCGUAUGGUCGCGAGUUUCGUGGUGGUUUGGGUUUUAUCUAUCCCGGCACAAAAUGGUGUGGACCAGGCACCACUGCAGACGAUUACAAUGAUUUGGGUCCGCAUAUCGGCGAAGAUCGCUGCUGUCGCGAACACGAUCACUGUCCGAAUGUGUUGAAUGUGGGCGAGUGUCGACGCGGUCUCUGCAAUACCGGCACUUUUACGCGUUCGCAUUGCGAUUGUGAUGCGCGUCUGCGCAAAUGUUUGCAAUCACUCAAUACAGAAACGGCUAACACGCUCGGCGCCAUCUUCUACAAUGUGGUACAGGUGACUUGCUUCCAAGAGCGUAGUCCGUGCUCGGCACAUCAAAGGUUCGAAGAUUUUUUUUACCGUACAAAUCGUUGUGAUAUUACAUUCCGCCAGGCGGAUCUAUAUGUGCCGCCCAAUGCGGGCAAUGUUAUAGAGAAAAUUCUGUCACACCCCUAUGGAUUGUCACUAAAGCCAUACGCUUAUCAGGAACCAACGCACGGUAAUGAAUAUUACAGCCGAUCGCUGCGCUCUGACAGCGGUCCGUCUGUAAGGCAGAAUUUCAAUUCGCUUACCAAACGUUUGGGUGUAAAAGUCGCCUCGGUGGGCUUGGCUGCGGUGAAUAUUUUCCGCGAGAUCGUGCAGCGUCCUCGUGUGCUGUGGGACACUUUCAAUUCUCGUGUUAGUUCCGAACUGCCCACAGGAAAUACUAAUGGACGCUCUGCAGCGGGACCUGGUUAUUACUAUGAGCGGCCAAAUCAUGGUUCCAGCUAUUAUUAUAAUCAAAGAAAUAAUAUGCCUCCAAAUAAUUUUUGGGAUAAUUGAAGAGACUCUGAAAGACUGACUUAAGUUGCGAUAUUUUCGUUUCUUUAUUUAUUUGCGGAAAAUCAUAAUUAUAAUUUACAAUUAAAUAUUUUUCAUUUAAGGCAUUUUACAUUCUUAGUUUUAUAUGAUAUCAGUAUUAAUAAAUUUAAUUUGUUAAACUUGUUUCAACACUUUUUUUUAUAUCUAAAUUUA
Zeugodacus cucurbitae (melon fly) is the source of this 1692-nucleotide messenger RNA. RefSeq names its product acidic phospholipase A2 PA4. Gene Ontology annotation, biological process: phospholipid metabolic process; arachidonate secretion. The record is from RefSeq and is a predicted model, not a curated record. The coding region runs from base 406 to 1500 and encodes 364 amino acids. Lineage: Eukaryota; Metazoa; Arthropoda; Insecta; Diptera; Tephritidae. The transcript is spliced from 6 exons.